This is a messenger RNA of Triticum turgidum subsp. durum (durum wheat), 975 nucleotides long. The record is from the annotation of a GenBank genome assembly. NCBI's taxonomy places the organism in Eukaryota, Viridiplantae, Streptophyta, Magnoliopsida, Poales, Poaceae.
AUGGAAGAAGGCAGUGACUAUUAUGUUGUCAAGAAAGGGGACAUGGUUGCUGUUUAUAAAACUUUAAAUGAUUGCCAGGCGCAAAUUUGCUCUUCGGUAUCUGGUCCUGCUGCAAGUGCCUACAAGGGUUAUUGCUGGAGCAAAGAAAAGGCAGAAUACCUCUCUUCACGUGGACUAAUCAAUGCUUCGUAUACAAUCAGUGCAUCUGAACUUAGGGAAGAUUUAUUGGGUGCCCUUGUGCCCUGCACUUUCCAGGAGGUAACUGCUACUAGUUCAAACCAACGAGCUCCAAAUCUGUCCACCCUCGGCAGUGAUAUAAGAUAUCAACCUGGCAUCCAUAAUGAUAUAAAACAUGAGCCUGGGACACAACCUGUGGAUCUGAAUUAUAGUGUCGCUGGAUCUGGUCAAGCUCAAGGUUACUCAGUCCAGGAACAUGCAUUUAGUGGGCAGGAAGCCAAACCAAGGUCCUCCAGUUAUUCCUUGCCAAAUAACCUUAACCACACUGGAGCUUUUGAUGCACAACCUGUCUCAAAACAAUAUAUGGUAUGUGUGGUUCACUUUGAUGGUGCUUCAAAAGGAAACCCAGGAAAAUCAGGUGCUGGAGCUGUACUUAUGACUGAAGACGGGAGAGUGAUAUCUCGACUUCGUGAGGGUCUUGGUGUUGCUACCAAUAAUGUUGCUGAGUACCGGGGCCUUAUCUUAGGACUGAAAUAUGCUAUCAGGCUUGGAUUCAAGAGAAUCAAAGUAUAUGGUGACUCUCAACUAGUCUGUUAUCAGGUGAAAGGUACGUGGCAAGCAAAGAAAGAGAACAUGAUGGAACUGUGCAAAGAAGUGAGAAAACUUCAAGAGAACUUCAUCUCUUUUGAGGUCCACCAUGUGCGACGGGAAUGGAACUCUGAGGCGGAUCGCCAGGCAAACAUAGCCAUCACCCUCGCAAGCGGCGCGGUUUCUGAGGAGCGUGGCGACGGCUUCUGA